Molecule: messenger RNA, 3525 nt
Organism: Chanos chanos (milkfish)
Lineage: Eukaryota; Metazoa; Chordata; Actinopteri; Gonorynchiformes; Chanidae
Product: myosin-16
Exons: 24
Coding region: 1-3525 (1174 amino acids)
Cellular component (GO): myosin II complex; myosin filament; cytoplasm
Molecular function (GO): microfilament motor activity; actin filament binding
Source: RefSeq, a predicted model, not a curated record
AUGGAGAAGAGAGUGUGCGUGAUCCAAACUGACUUUCAUCAGUACCGACCCAUCAUUGGCCUCCACGGCAAGCCUUUGGCACACGUUAAUCCACUGCAGAAGUGUGCACAAGCAGGGAUGAGAGAGAGAGAAGAGCUGAAGAAAGCGAUUGAGCAGGCGGACCGACUGCUCUCCAGGGUCCGAGAAUUAGAAGAAGAGAACUCGGCACUUUGCAAAGAAAAGAAUGAGGCUUUCAUUAGGAUGCGAGCUGAGCAGGAGAGCCUGCAGCAAGCAGAGCAGCGUUGUGUGCAGCUGGCCAAGGCCAAGCGGGAGCUGGAGGCCCAGGUGGUGGGAUUGACCGACCGUCUGGAAGAGGAGGAGGGAGCGACAGCUCAACUGGCCUCCCAUCGCCAGCGUCUGGAGGCCGAGUGCUGCGGUCUCCGCCACGACCUGGAAGAGCUUGAAACCACGCUGAGUGUGGUAGAGAGAGACAAACAGUCUCUAGACUCUAAUGUGAGGAAACUCUCUGAGGAACUCUCUCAGAAAGAGGAAAUUGUGCAGAAACUGCAGAAAGAGAAAGAGCAUCUGGUGGAACUCAGUCAGGUGACCUUAGAAGACCUGCAGAGCGAGGAGGAGAAGGUGAAUCUCUUGACCAAAGAGAAAGCGAAACUUCAGGUGCAGGCUGAGGAUCUUGAAUACCUCUUGGAGCAGGAGAGGAAGCAGAGGAGUGACCUGGAGAGAAGCCGAAAAAAGCUGGAGGGAGACAGUAAAAACGCUAUGGACAGUCUGAAUGAGAUUGGGAAGAUGAGGGCCAGCCUGGAGGAGAUCAUUAAGAAGAAAGAUGUAGAGAUAAGUGCCACCAACACCAAACUGGAGGCUGAAGAGGUUCUGAGUGCGAGCCUACAGAGAAAGAAUAAGGAGCUCCAGGUUCGCAUAGAGGAGCUGGAGGAGGAACUGGAAGCAGAGAGAGCCAUGAGGGCUAAGGUGGAAAAGCAACGUGCUGAUCUGACCCGAGAACUGGAUGACCUGACUGAUCGACUGGAAGAGGCGGGUGGUGCCACUGCUUCUCAGAUUGAGAUGAAUAAGAAGAGGGAAGCCGAGCUCCAACGUUUGCGGCGGGAACUCGAGGAGUCAUCCGUGCAGUCGGAGACAUUGGCUGCGGCGCUAAGGAAACGCCAUGGCGAUGCUCUAGCUGAGCUGGGCGAGCAAUGUGAAGGCCUUCAGAGGACUCGCGCCAAACUGGAGAAAGAAAAACAAAACUUGCGACUGGAAGUGGACGACUUGUCUGCAUCACUGGACACCCUGCAGAAGGCCAAGGCAUCCACUGACAUGCAGCUGAAAAAACUGGAAGAAUUGCUCUCUGAGGCCAACUCCAGGAAUGAGGACCUUCAAAAAGCUUUGAAUGAGGUCACUGUGACCAAGAACAGGCUGACAGCUGAUAAUAAUGAGUUGAGCCGUCAGCUGGAGGAGGCAGAGAAUCGUGCAAAUCAGACAAGUCGCUCCAAAACUCUUCUUAUAAGCCAAAACGAGGAGUUGAAGAAACAGCUGGAUGAGGAAAUCAAAUGUAAGACAGCAGUGAACAACAGUCUGAGUGCCGCACGUCAGGAGUGUGAGGCCCUAAAAGAGCAGCUGGAGGAAGAGCAGGAGAGUAAACUGGAGCUCCAGCGCCUUGUCUCCAAACUUAACAGUGACGUAACCCACUGGAGAACCCGCUACGAGACCGACGCCAUCCAGCACAGCGAUGAACUGGAGGACACCAAGAAAAAGCUGUUGUCUCGGCUGCAGGAGGCUGAGGAGGCAGUGGAGGCCACUCAGGCUAAAUGUUCCAGCCUGGAGAAAACCAAGCAGAGACUCCAAGGAGAGGUGGAGGAACUCUGUGUGGACCUGGAAAAGGCGAACAAUGCUGCAGCAGUUCUGGAUAAGAAGCAGCGAAUGCUGGAGAAACAGCUCUCUGACUGGAGGCAGAAGUGCGAGGAUCUGGUGGUCGAGGUGGAAGGCUGUCAGAAAGAGAGCCGGCAGCAUGCCACGGAGCUGUUUAAGCUCAAAACCGCUUACGAAGAGGCUGUGGAACAAGGCGAGGCCCUACGCAGGGAGAACAAGGCCUUCCAGGAGGAAAUUGCCGAUCUCACCGACCAGCUGUCGGACGGGGGGAAGAGCGUCCAUGAGCUGCAGAAAAUGAAAAAGAAAAUUGAGAUGGAGAAAGAGGAACUGCAGGCUUCGCUGGAGGAGUCUGAAGCAGCUUUAGAGGCUGAAGAGACUAAGGUUUUGAGGCUGCAGCUGGAGCUCUCCCAGGCCAAAGCGGACGUGGAGCGUCGCCUUCAGGAAAAGGAGGAGGAGCUCGAGGCUACCAGAAAGAGUCACCAGAGAGCACUAGAGUCUCUACAAGCCAGCCUGGAUGUGGAGGUGAAAGGUCGAACAGAAGGAGCCCGUUUGAAGAAGAAGAUGGAGGGCGACAUUAAUGACUUGGAGUUACAAGUGGAUCUGCUGAACAAAAAUAAUGGGGAGCUGAUGAAGACUGUCAAGAAAAUGCAACAACAAAUCAAGGAUAUGCAAACCCAGCUUGAGGAGGACGCUCGCCAGCAGGAAGAAGUGAGGGAGGAGCAGGCUCUGCUGGAGCGACGCUGCUCCCUGCUGGUCACCGAGAGAGAGGAGAGCCGCGCUGCAUUGGAGACUGCGGAGAGAGCCCGGAAGACUCUGGAAACAGAGCUCCAAGAGACCACUGAGAAGUACAAUGAGAUGAACAACCAGUUUCAAACAGCCUCUAGUGGCAAGAGGAAAUUAGAGGUCGAUCUACAGCAACUGACCCAGGAACACGAGGAGCUUCAGGCAGAGCUGAGGGGAGCAAAUGACAAGGCCAAAAAAGCUGCGUGUGAGACAGCCCGAGUGGCUGAAGAGCUGAGAGUGGAGCAGGAACAUACCAUGCACCUGGAAAGGGUGAAGAAAGGUUUGGAGGCCCAGAUCAAAGAUUUGACCACCAGACUGGAUGAGGCUGAACAGUUGGCUAUGAAAGGAGGGAAGAAGAUCAUCCAGAAGCUGGAGGGAAAGGUGAAGGAGCUGGAGCUGGAUUUGGACACGGAGCAGAAGAGACAUGCUGAGACGGUGAAAACCCUGCGAAAGAACGAGCGACGGCUCAAAGAGCUGCUCUUCCAGUCCGAGGAGGACCAGAAAAACCAGCAGAGGAUGCAGGAGCUGGUGGAGAGGCUGCAGAUAAAAAUGAAAGCCUACAAAAGACAAGUGGAAGAAGCGGAGGAGCAGGCCAACGUGAAUCUGGCCAAGUACAGGAAGACGGUCCAUGAGCUGGAUGAUGCAGAGGAACGGGCUGACAUAGCAGAAUCCGCUCUCACCAAGAUCCGGACGAAGAACAGGGGCAGCUUUGGCAAGGGAUACUCAUCAGGUUACAGCACUCCGUAUCCAGGGGUAAUGAGGUCUCCUAGCUCUGUAGGCUCUGAAGGCAGAGGAGAGAAGAUUAUAAAUGACGAUGAGGAGUCUGUCAGUUCUCUCAUCCCUACCUAUCUCAACUCACUGAAAAAACUGAUGAUUGAGUAG